AUCGUCUAACACCCAAACUCCCUAUUUAAUGCUUUUGGAAAGAAGACACUGUAAACGUCUAGAAAUUUUCCAUCUAAGCAAUGGGAGUCAUGUUAUUCCUGCUAUUUAUUCCGGUAUAUAGUAGUAUUAUCGACUUUAUCUAUAACUUAAAACAAGCAAGUAAUACUCGUUCCUAGUAGCGAGCCCCCACCCCGGAUAUAGGCGUAAGAAGUUAUUGGAACUCCAUCUAACCGAUUCCCUGUCAGAGGUCAAUGAGGAUUGUGUGACUCGGACGAAUUUCUCAUCGGAAUAUAGACCAAUAAAUUUGUCAAAUCCCGACAUCGUACCCACAAAAGACCAAGCGGGUUCUGAAAGCAUCUUUGAAACCAUUAAGAGAUCUCCAAGCUCCCCACCGCGCUCUAGACAAUGUCUCGCUUACCUACUCUGGACCACAUCGUCAUUCUUGUAUCUCAUGACACCCUCAUAGGCCUAUCCGACCAUAUCCAACAUCUAUUCAUCAUAGCGCCUGGCGGGAACCAUGCUGAUGGACUCACCUCUAAUAAGCUGGUCCUUUUCCAGGAUGGGGUUUACCUAGAAUUCAUCGCUUUUUUCGACGACAUUGACCCCAAUCGACGGAGCAAGCAUCGCUGGGGAAACCUCAAAGAAAACACUAUUAUCGACUGGGCUUUCACACACCCUCCAAAUGACGAUUUCGGCGCUAUCAAGCAGCGAGUCCAGGAUACAAACACAACCCUCUCAUACGAGGAGCCCGUCGCCGGGGGCCGAAAGAAAAACGACGGGACAAUCUUAGAGUGGACACUCAGCGUGCCAAUAGACGCAGAUGCCCCCACCAACGCCCUUUCACCCGGGCGUCUACCAUUUUGGUGCCUUGACAAAACGCCUCGCGAACUGCGCGUUCCAUAUGCCGCGGAGCCUCAUCUGACUCAACACCCAUCCGGUGUGUCGGGUAUCUCUUCGUUGUCAUUGUCUGUCCCUGGGCGAGAGAGUGCAGAACUGGCAGAAGUGUACAGGGCUAUAUACGGGAGUCGUGAUCCGGCAGAUCUAGAUAAUCGAGUUUGGCCUUAUGAGGUCCCUUCAGGGUUGAUGGCUGGUAGACACAUUAUUAGGCUGCUGGAAAAUGCAGAGGAGACGACUAUUACGCUAGCUUUGAGUGGGCCCAGUCCUGGACGAAUUGAGCUUUUGCCAGGGCUUGCUAUUGAUAUUGAGUAAAGGAUGGUUAUGAUAUGAUGGUUGUGUAUGUAAAGAUCUAGCACCCUAAUGUCACCGUACAUUGUGGCUUUUUUUUUUUUUUGGAGGGGGGACAACGCUCCUCUUCGUGGCAAUCUACAAAUGAGAGUAACUUCCUUAUGCUCACAAUCUAGGCUCUAUAAGUAACAGACAAAUUACCCCACCAACUAACAACGGCCAUGCACCACCAUCUAAAAGAUCAAGAAAACGCAAUCAUUCCAAACCCAAUUAUAUCUCAAUCUCAAAUCUUGGUUCCUCAUAUCUAUUGUGUCCUUCAUUAGCUGCGAAACCGAACCCCGAGGCACCACUGCGAACAAGACUUACAAGGACUACUGCAA
Messenger RNA from Aspergillus ruber CBS 135680, 1565 nucleotides. RefSeq names its product VOC family protein. The coding region runs from base 406 to 1209 and encodes 267 amino acids. The transcript has 3 exons. The record is from RefSeq and is a predicted model, not a curated record. Lineage: Eukaryota; Fungi; Ascomycota; Eurotiomycetes; Eurotiales; Aspergillaceae.